Molecule: messenger RNA, 1911 nt
Organism: Sphenostylis stenocarpa
Lineage: Eukaryota; Viridiplantae; Streptophyta; Magnoliopsida; Fabales; Fabaceae
Source: the annotation of a GenBank genome assembly
AUGUUCCCUCUAACACUACUCAUUCUCCUAGCCCCAUUAGUCUCAUUAAUCUACAUCCUACACACCAGCGUGUCACGGCGGAGACAACCACCGUGUCCACCGGGGCCGCCAAGGUUACCGAUAAUCGGAAACCUCCACAUAGUAGGAGGAGCAGAACAACUCCCACAUCGUUCUCUCCAAUCCCUGGCCCAACGUUACGGUCCUAUAAUGUCGUUACAACUGGGUAACGUCUCAACCGUUGUUGUCUCGUCCCCCGAGGCAGCCGAACUGUUCCUCGAAACCCACGACGUGGUGUUCGCGAACAGGCCCAAGUUCGAAACGGCCCACUACACGUACGGCGCGGAGAGCGUGGCUUUUGCGGAGUAUGGUGCGUACUGGCGCGGCGCGAGGAAGGUGUGCAUCACGCACCUGCUGAGCGCGUCAAAGGUGGAGUCCUUUGGGCCUUUGAGAAAGAGGGAGGUUGGAGCGCUGGUGGAGCGGACGAGGGAAACAGCGGAGGCGCGUGAGGUUGUGGACCUUACUGAGCGAGUGGGGGAAGUUAUGAGAGACAUUGCAUGCAAGAUGGUGUUGGGAAGGAACAAGGAUGAUAGGUUUGACUUGAAAGGUAUUCUUUUGGAGACCAUGAGUAUUUCAGGAGCUUUCAAUUUUGCAGAUUAUGUGCCUUGGUUACGACCCUUUGAUCUUCAGGGAUUAAGGCAAAGAUCAAAGAAAAUAAGCAAAGCACUUGACAAAAUGUUAGAGGAAAUGAUAGAGGAACAUCAACUAGCUCCUAAAGCAGAAGGGCACCUUAAUGAUUUCAUUGACACAUUACUUUUGUUAAAAGACCAACCAAUGCAUCCACAUGUUGAACAUGCAAGUAUAUUUGAUAAAAGAAGCAUCAAGGGUAUUGUGUUUGACAUGAUAAUUGGGGCAUCAGAAACUUCUGGCAACGUGAUUGAGUGGGCCAUUUCAGAACUUGUGCGACAUCCAAGAGUGAUGGAAAGUCUUCAACAGGAGCUAAAACAUGUGGUUGGAAUAAACAAAAUGGUGGAGGAGAUUGAUUUAGCAAAACUAAGUUACUUGGAUAUGGUUGUGAAGGAGACCCUAAGGCUACAUCCUGUUGUGCCCUUACUAGCCCCUCAUGAAUCAAUGGAAGAUAUAGUGAUAGAAGGUUAUUAUAUCAAGAAGAAGUCAAGAAUAAUAAUAAAUGCAAGGGCCAUAGGGAGAGACCCUAAAGUGUGGUCUGAAAAUGCCCAAUCGAGUCUACUUGGUAGGUACACACAUUCUUCUUUCAUCUCUUCCCUCUCUUCUCCUUCUUCUUCUGCUGCUGCAGAGAUGGAAGAUGAUCAAUUUCCUCAGAUCAAAGGUGUUGUUAUAAUCUCCCUUCCACCCCCAGAUAACCCUUCUUUGGGGAAAACCAUCACUGCUUUCACUUUCUCUGACCCUUCUUCUCCUCAACCUUCACUUCUUCAACAAUCCAACCAACACCAAACACACCUCAACGAUCACAACAAUAUUGAUCCUCCCAUUCACCGCUACCCAUCUAAUCCUCAGCUUAGUUUUUCACUCAGAAGGUUCUUCCACGGCACCCCAGCGAAGUUUUUCUCCUUCUUUGGUGUUCUUCUCUUUGCUCUCUUCCUCUAUGGUUCUGUUUCUUCAACCAUAACUCAGGAAUUGCGUGGCCCCAAGAAUGAUGAUGAUGAUGAUGGCAAACCCGGUUCAUAUUUUUUCCCUUUGUAUCCUAAAUUUGGUGUUUUGGGACAGAAGGAUUUGAAGCUCCAAGUGGGGAAGCUUGUUCGUAAAGAAAAGUUUUUGACACAAAGAAAAGAUGGGGUUGGUUCUGAGGCUGUGGCCGUUGACUCAUCUUCGGUUUUUCCUGUCAGUGGCAAUGUUUAUCCAGACGGGUAUAAUCAAAAUCGUUGCUUUUGCUGA